ACCCAAACAAGUAAUUUACAAUUUUAAAUAGAUAGCGAAAAGCGACGAUGUCAAGUGCAGUGUCACCAUUUCCUCUCGAGGAGGAGUACCAGAAGGACACGGGCAUCACUCCAGAGGAUAUACGAAAGCUCAGAGAAUGGUUAAAGACUCAGCCCCAUCUUCCAGCCGAUUAUAUCACAGACAUGGACCUGAUUCUUGCGUACCGCAGCUGCGACCGCAGCUACGAAGUGUCAAAGCAGCUGCUUGACCUGAACUUCACGCUAAAAACGUUAUUCACGGACUUCUUCAAGGAUCGUAAGGUCGACCAUCGGAUUGACGCGGCUUUAAAGUCUAUAUUAGUGACACCUUUACCAAGCCGCACCAACGACGGCUACGGAGUAUUGUACGCCACGUUUAUGAACAGCGACUGGAAGAGUUUCUUAUUGCCCGAUAUUAUCAAGACAGUAAUAAUGGUGAUAGACAUCUGGCAGUACGAGGAAGGCUCAUGGCCAGGCUUCAUCAUUCUCUUUGAUCUAAAGAACAUGAGUCUCGGACACCUCACUAAGUUAGAUCUUAAUAGUGUACGACACUAUUUGUAUUACUUGCAGGAAGCCCUCCUUGCGAACCUUCGUGGAGUACACUACCUGAAUGCGCCAGCUUAUAUGGAUAAACUCAUGUCGAUAGUACGUCCGUUCAUGAGUAACUCGCUUCUGAACGUGUUGUAUGUACACCAACCCGAGUCCGCUACUCUACAGCCUUAUUUCCCUAGUGAAGAAUUGCCUAAGGAGUCUGGAGGGAAUUUUAAAAGUGUUCAUGUUCUAAAAGAUGAGAUCUUGUCAAAGCUGUACGCAAGCUCGGCUUUCUUUGAAGAGGAAAACAAGAAGCGAGUGACGGAGUCCUUACGACCAGAUAAGCCCAAGACAAUAUCCGACUUCUUCGGAAGUGUGGAAGGAACCUUCAAGAAGCUAGAGUUCGAUUGAAGUAAGAAUAGACGAAAGUUUGUAAGAAUGAAUGAAUUCUUUUAGGAGG
Molecule: messenger RNA, 1008 nt
Organism: Hyposmocoma kahamanoa
Lineage: Eukaryota; Metazoa; Arthropoda; Insecta; Lepidoptera; Cosmopterigidae
Product: clavesin-1-like
Exons: 7
Coding region: 48-959 (303 amino acids)
Cellular component (GO): membrane
Molecular function (GO): phosphatidylinositol bisphosphate binding
Source: RefSeq, a predicted model, not a curated record